AUGAAGUCCUUCAUCGCUGCUGCCGCCCUAGCUGGCGCUGUCUCCGCUGCCACCCAAGUCACCACAAGCUCUGCUGACGGCUCAUGGGAAGGAUGGACAUCCUCAAGCACUAUCUCCACCACUACCACCACCACCACGACCAAGUCAUCUGACCCAUCCACCACUUGGGCCCCGUGGACAUCAUCGAGCUCGUCCAGCACGACUUCGUCUUCCACCAAGUCAACUACCACCUCCAAGUCCGCCUCCGGAAGCAGCUCUGCUUCCUCCACUUGGGGACCAUGGUCAACAACAAGCUCUACCAGCUCAGUCUCCACCACCUCUUCCAAGCCUGUUGACCCAAGCAGCUGGGCUGUCUGGUCUACCUCGACUACCUCGAGCAAGAAGGCCGAUCCUUCGACCACCUCGAGCAAGAAGAGCGACCCUGCAACUACAUCUGCUGCUUCCUCUUCAUGGGGUAACUGGGACCCCAACAACGGUUGCGCUCCAACUGUUACCAGCACCCAGGUCUGUGUCGUUUCCACCCCAGCAGUGAAGACCUCCACCACUAGCUCGGCCAGCAAGUCCUCCCCCACUACCAGCUCAGCCAGCAAGUCGUCAACCACCAGCUCUUCCGCCAAGGUGUCAAGCUCGACCUCGAGCGCUGCUGACAGCACCUGGUCCGUCUGGCCAGGUACCAGCAGCACCACCUCCAGCAAGACGACAACCACCACCACCACCUCCUCCGCCUAUGUUGACCCAACAUGGUCCAACUACAAGCGAGCUGUUUCCACCUCAGCUGCUGCUGAUGGUGCCUGGGACCCAUGGAGCAGCACCAGCUCAAGCUCCACCACCACCACCACCACCAAGACCCCAAGUGGUUCAAGCUCCACCACCUGGGCUGACUGGACCUCCAGCUCAACCACCUCAUCUUCCAGCAAGAGCACCACCAGCUCCAAGUCCAACUCUGUCAGCACUACCACCAGCAAGCCCAACACUGCUACCAGCUCGUCCAGCGCUGACUACGACUGGAACAACUGGGCCACCUCCACCCCAGCUGCUGUCACCUCAUGCUACUACAGCACCUACACCAUCUACCCAAGCACAUGCCAGGCCACCGGUGCCCCAGCUGCACCAAGCUCCGUUGCCGCCGCCGUCGGUACCGGUUCCCCAGCUGCCAGCUCCGUCAAGGUUCCAGAUGCUUCCUCCACUGGCCCAGCUGUUGCCAAGUACACCGGCGCUGCCUCCAAGGAGGUCGCUGGCAUGGGUGCUCUCGCCCUCGCUGGUAUUGCCAUGCUUCUGUAA
Lithohypha guttulata is the source of this 1281-nucleotide messenger RNA. RefSeq lists its product as uncharacterized. The transcript is spliced from 2 exons. The coding region runs from base 1 to 1281 and encodes 426 amino acids. Lineage: Eukaryota; Fungi; Ascomycota; Eurotiomycetes; Chaetothyriales; Trichomeriaceae. The record is from RefSeq and is a predicted model, not a curated record.